Molecule: messenger RNA, 792 nt
Organism: Trypanosoma cruzi
Lineage: Eukaryota; Euglenozoa; Kinetoplastea; Trypanosomatida; Trypanosomatidae
Product: 3-oxo-5-alpha-steroid 4-dehydrogenase, putative
Exons: 1
Biological process (GO): very long-chain fatty acid biosynthetic process
Molecular function (GO): oxidoreductase activity, acting on the CH-CH group of donors
Source: RefSeq, a predicted model, not a curated record
CGUAAAUGCUUCAAGGUGGCGGCAGGCAGCGGCAACGCGGAGAAUGGGCAGCUGCAACAUGUCACACUGGUGGACAAGCAACCGCUGAGGGAGCAGGGCGUAAAGGAGGGAGGGAAGAUUAUUUACAAGGACUUGGGGCCGCAGGUGGGUUACCGCACGGUGUUCAUCGUGGAGUACGCAGGGCCACUCGCCAUCAUGCUCGGCUACGCCGCGCGCCCGUCCUUCAUAUACGGCAGCAACAUCACGAGAGGAUACGGCUACACACAAAAACUUUUUAUCUCCCUCUUUGCCGCGCACUUCGUGAAGCGGGAGCUGGAGAGUUUGUUUGUGCACAAAUUCUCGCACGCAACGAUGCCACGCCGCAACAUCAUACGAAACUGCGUGUACUACUGGAGCUUUGCCCUCUUUAUUGGCUAUGUGCUGUGCCACCCGAAGUACACGGAGCCGUCGUCGCGCGUUCUUGUGAACGCCUCGGCAGCCGCCAUGGUGGUCUUUGAGCUGCUAAACUUUGCUGUGCAUAAGCAACUGAGUGGCAUGCGCCGGGGUGAUGGUGACACGGCCCGCAGUGUACCACAUGGCGUUCUGUUCUCCCUUGUCUCCUGCCCGAACUACACGUUUGAGGUGCUCUCAUGGGUCGCCUUCUCCCUCGGCACGAGCCUGUUGUCAUCGUGGUUCUUUACCCUUGCCGGCUUUGUGCAGAUGGCGGAGUGGGCGGUGAAGAAGCACAAGGGCUACGUGAAUUCUGAUCCAAAGGUGAAGCGCAGGAAAUGCAUGGUGCCGUUUCUCUUCUAA